AUGAACGCGAACUCACAACAGACAUCGCCGGCAGGGUCAGAGCACGGGGGCCACGAGUCGAAAUCCGCGGAAGCAAUCGAACACCCAGGACUCGAUGUCCUAUCACUGUCGCGCGCCGUGAGAAAAAGAAGAGCGGAAUAUACGCGCAAACGGGACAUCCGAGUAAAGAUUGGCACCUGGAACGUUGCCUCAAUCUCCGGCACCGAGAAGGACAUUGGAAAGUGGUUCGUUCAAGGCGAAGGGGUCAGCGAGAAGCUUUCUGGGUCGAGGUUUGCUUCGGGAGAACGCCCGGACUCAAUUGAUGGCAGGCAUGAACUGGCCACAGAGAGCACUAAGACUGCCCCAGUUCAUUGCAGUCCCGAAGAGAUCGAUCUUUACGUUUUAGGCCUACAGGAAGUUGUCGAUGUCUCCUCACCGGCAGAAGCACUGCGACCCUAUGUGGACCCGGCACCUUCUAAGCGAUGGAAGGAAGCGGUACACAACGCACUGCCCCGGGGGUAUAAGCUUGUCUCCGAGAUCCAGCUGAUUGGACUUUUACUUCUAAUCUAUGCAUCGCCUGCAAUUGAUGAGAGCGUCUCGUCUGUCAGCAGUACCUCUGUUGGUACAGGGCUGAUGGGCUAUAUGGGCAACAAGGGUGCCGUGGCAACCCGUCUGGUUCUGGGCGAGGCUGCUCGUUUAGUCUUUAUAAACUCCCAUCUGGCAGCAGGAUCCGACAAAAACAGUCUAGAGCGCCGCAACUGGGAUUCUUCUCAGAUCGUACAGCGUACUCGGUUUGAGCCAAUUGAGUCUGAGAUUGGUGCAUCCGAUGAGUCGGGCGAUUCCAUCGGCAAUGAAGACUUUAUAUUCUGGUUUGGUGACCUCAACUAUCGCCUCGAUGAUAUUCCUGGUGAAGACGUGCGUCAAGUACUUGCCCGUCACACUGCCAAUGCAUACGAUGAAGCACGACAGGAGAAACAGGCCGCAGCCAAUGAUCUAGAGUCAGCCUCAGCCUCAGCCUCAACCAGCGAUUCUGAAGAUAAGCCGCCUUCGACUCCGCUUGAAGAAGAAAACACAAGUCCCGUCACCGAUGAAGAGAUCGAUCCUCACAACGAUCCGGCUUCUCUCCAAACUACAAUUUCCUCUCUGCUUCCGCACGAUCAACUGCGAGUCCAACAGAAGAAGGGCAAAGCUUUCCACGAGGGAUGGCGGGAAGGUCAUAUCUCAUUCCUGCCGACUUACAAGUAUGACGUUGGAAGUGUGGCCACAUUUGACUCUAGCGAAAAGCAUCGGGGACCCAGCUGGUGUGAUCGUAUUCUAUACCGCACCCGUCGGGACAAGCUGAAACAUGAACAGCUAGAUCAAGAAGCUGAGGAGGCUCGUAAGAGGGAUGAAGAAAUGAAGGCGCGCGGAUUGGAUAAGGCCGUCGCUGACGACAAUGUCUUGUUUGAAUAUGAUCCUGACACCGACGGUGCGCAGAGCGGUGACGAGUACGUCUCGGACGAGGACCAAGGUGAUGAGGAUGCUGCCUCGGUUGCGUCGCAUGAAUCGCAGGAUCCAAUUCGUUUAGAUCACUAUUUGUCCCACCAAGGUAUCCUCUCGUCGGAUCAUAAGCCGAUAGAUGCCAUCUUCACCUUGACAUUUGAUGCGGUGAAUCCCCAACUCAAGACCAAGGUUCACCAAGAGGUAGCCCGCGAGCUGGACAAGGCCGAGAACGAGGCUCGACCAGGUUUGACCGUUGUGGUGGACAGAUAUGGCAACGAGAAACAAGGGGACAAAGAUCCAAAUGCUGUCGAUCUCGGGGACGUCGCCUUUCAUGCCCCAGUUCACCGGUCUCUGACCAUUGCCAACACCAGCGGCACCUCGGCUACAUUUUCGUUUGCAGAGCGGCAUACCGACACUGAAAAGCCUGAGUGGCUCGACAUUCAUGUGUCAAGAUCAUCCGAAAGCACCAGUGAUGAUGGUAAAGCUAUUGGUUCUUCGGCUGGGAACCAUACCCUGCACCCGGGUGAAGUGGCAAUUGUCGAUAUUACAGCCCAUGUCCACGACAUCGAGCUCGUCAGGUUGCUCAAUAUAAGAAAGGUCAAGCUAGAGGAGAUUCUAGUUCUUCACGUGGACAGUGGCCGUGAUCAUUUCAUUUCGGUGUUCGGAAACUGGCUGCCCACUAGCUUUGGUUGCACUGUUGACGAAUUAACCCGUAUGCCGGAAGAGGGUGCUCGUACUUUGACUAAAUCGGACAAACCUCACCCGUCCAGCACAGAUAAAUCUCCCGAAGUCCGCUUGUCAGCACCUCGCGAGCUGUUCCGAUUGACAGAAGCAAUUUCGGAGCUGACGGAACGUGCCGUGGCAGAAUGGAGCAUGACCAACGGUGAAUCUGAGGAACACCAAGCACCAUGGACGAGAGAGCCUUCCGGGGCAUCAUGGCCUUUCCAGCCAGAUACCUGGACUCUCAAGGACCCACAGGAACGUGCUGCCCAGCAAGCUUUAGUCCACGAAGCCCUGGACACCAACGGGUCUCUCGCAUCUGUAUUUGCCCCCGAGAUCCCAUCUCUCCACCGCUUGGAGAUUCUCUCUGAGACCCUUCUCACCUUCCUCAAUUCACUCAAAGAUGGUAUCGUGACUGCAUCAGUAUGGCAAGAUAUGGAACAACAAAUGAUGGCACGCGAGAAAUCAAAGGCACCACCUCUGACCUGGGAAGAAACCCAGGCUUGGGUCCUCGAGAACCUCGCGUAUUCUCCAGCACACAGUGUCUCAUUCACAUUUGUCACCUUCAUGCUUGCUCGUAUCGCCAAUGAGGUAGCCCCAGUGCCAUCGUUCGCGCCAAGGCCAGUCUCUUCUUCUUCCAAACAUGGAAAGACGGAGGAUUCGUCUAAAGAUUUGACAGAGAAACAAUCCGAAUCUGCAGAGCUACAAUCUCCUACACCAGCUUCUGCUUCUGGAUUCAUCACUGGCGGCACUUUCCGCCGCAAGAAUCGCUCUACCAGCACACCUACGGCGGCCAGCCCUGAUCCGAUGACUACCAACCCUUCUGCGGUGCGUAGACAGAUGGUGGAGACUGCCCUAUCGUCCAUUUUUGCGCGCGUGCUUAUUUCUGCUGCCGCCCCGCUGCCGUCGAAAGAGAAAGAACGUCGUGCAUCGGAAGAGCGCAGACGAGCAAUCAUCGAACCGUUCUUGAAGAUGAUUGGAGUGGACGAUCGAGGUCCAUCGGGUGGUCGUUGA
Penicillium antarcticum is the source of this 3195-nucleotide messenger RNA. Its product is annotated as phosphatase family protein. The record is from RefSeq and is a predicted model, not a curated record. Gene Ontology annotation, molecular function: phosphatidylinositol-4,5-bisphosphate 5-phosphatase activity. Gene Ontology annotation, biological process: phosphatidylinositol dephosphorylation. The transcript has a single exon. NCBI's taxonomy places the organism in Eukaryota, Fungi, Ascomycota, Eurotiomycetes, Eurotiales, Aspergillaceae. Bases 1 to 3195 code for a protein of 1064 amino acids.